Messenger RNA from Patiria miniata (bat star), 3179 nucleotides. Its product is annotated as hyphally-regulated protein-like. The transcript is spliced from 31 exons. Bases 153 to 2894 code for a protein of 913 amino acids. Lineage: Eukaryota; Metazoa; Echinodermata; Asteroidea; Valvatida; Asterinidae. The record is from RefSeq and is a predicted model, not a curated record.
CCACAAAGGGAAGAUUUCAGCGGAAGUUUGCGUGCAAGGCCAGGGUGUAGAGACGUAGUGAACUGCCGAGUCAAUCAGAACCAAACUGAAAGUCGACGGAAGUCGGCGGGAAAACGUGUCUCCCUCCAAAAACCCGCCGCACUUAAUUGACGAUGGGUCUGAAAGCGUUGAGUGAACGUCCUUCGACUAUUUGCGUUCUCCUUCUUGGAUUUGCUUUGCUCGUCACCGUAAUAUCCGCAUCAUCAUCGGGAUCAGGGUCUGGGUCUGGGCAACCUUCUGGAGACGGGUCUGGUGAUGAAACGACUGAAGCAUCAUCAUCAGGGUCUGGGUCUGGGCAACCUUCUGGAGACGGGUCUGGUGAUGAGACGACUGAAGCAUCAUCAUCAGGGUCUGGGUCUGGGCAACCUUCUGGAGACGGGUCUGGUGAUGAAACGACUGAAGCAUCAUCAUCAGGGUCUGGGUCUGGGCAACCUUCUGGAGACGGGUCUGGUGAUGAGACGACUGAAGCAUCAUCAUCGGGAUCAGGGUCUGGGCAACCUUCUGGAGACGGGUCUGGUGAUGAAACGACUGAAGCAUCAUCAUCAGGGUCUGGGUCUGGGCAACCUUCUGGAGACGGGUCUGGUGAUGAGAUGACUGAAGCAUCAUCAUCAGGGUCUGGGUCUGGGCAACCUUCUGGAGACGGGUCUGGUGAUGAGAUGACUGAAGCAUCAUCAUCGGGGUCUGGGUCUGGGCAACCUUCUGGAGACGGGUCUGGUGAUGAAACGACUGAAGCAUCAUCAUCAGGGUCUGGGUCUGGGCAACCUUCUGGAGACGGGUCUGGUAAUGAAACGACUGAAGCAUCAUCAUCGGGGUCUGGGUCUGGGCAACCUUCUGGAGACGGGUCUGGUAAUGAAACGACUGAAGCAUCAUCAUCAGGGUCUGGGUCUGGGCAACCUUCUGGAGACGGGUCUGGUGAUGAAACGACUGAAGCAUCAUCAUCAGGGUCUGGGUCUGGGCAACCUUGUGGAGACGGGUCUGGUGAUGAAACGACUGAAGCAUCAUCAUCAGGGUCUGGGUCUGGGCAACCUUCUGGAGACGGGUCUGGUGAUGAAACGACUGAAGCAUCAUCAUCAGGGUCUGGGUCUGGGCAACCUUCUGGAGACGGGUCUGGUGAUGAGACGACUGAAGCAUCAUCAUCGGGGUCUGGGUCUGGGCAACCUUCUGGAGAUGGGUCUGGUGAUGAGACGACUGAAGCAUCAUCAUCAGGGUCUGGGUCUGGGCAACCUUCUGGAGACGGGUCUGGUGAUGAGACGACUGAAGCAUCAUCAUCGGGGUCUGGGUCUGGGCAAACCUCUGGAGACGGGUCUGGUGAUGAGACGACCCAAGCAAUGGAUUUCACUCCGACAAGAUCAUCAUCGCGUUCUGAGCAAAGUUCUACUGCAGCCGCAGUAAUCGAUCCAACCAUGCAAGCAUCGGAGUCGGUGACUGAUAGUCCAGGGAGAGACUCAACAACAGAGGGCGCCCCACCGGAAGCACCUCACCAAACAACUUAUUCUGCCCCAAUGGUGGACUCGUUGACAACAGAAGCUGCACGACCAGCAGAUUCAUCAACUGUCAUGAUCGCAACUACUCGAUCAGUAGUAGAUUCCUCAACCGCGCUUCCUCCCGAAGAGUGUCCUUUGACCCAAGCAAGCUGCCAAGAAGGUACAUUUGAUGCUGACCAUUGUGAGUGUGCCUGCCCAAUGAUGUUAUCGGGAAGAUUUUGUCAAGUUUCAAACCCAUGUUUGGUUGACAGCCUUUGCCCUGUUGACUACCAGUAUUGUGUUGCGAAUGUCCAGUCCGAUAACGGCUACACGUGCGUUUGCAAUGCCUUGGACGGUUACAUCAUGAACGGAAAUGGCUUCUGCAUAAGGAAGGUUGCACGCAUUUUUCGGCUUCGAGUGUUUGGGAUCAAUGGAGGUCCUGUUGGCUUCAUUCAGCAAUUCAUUAAUCCAAGCUCUGCUGCGAGUACAGAGGUUUUAACCGUUAGUUCUGAAGUGAUCUUCUUCUUUCUAAACCGAAGCGUACUCACAUCAGCGGUGGAAGAUGUGGUAGGCAUCCGUGUGGUUAGUGGAGGCAGUAUAAUCGUCGAGUUUGUGGCAUUGUUUCCCGAUGAGAACUCCGCACCGACUGUCUCAACUCUACAGAAUGUCCUCCAAGAAACCAGCAUGCUGGAUGAUGGCUCCGACAAUCUAGAAGUUGACACCCAGUACGUCACUGACAGCCAAUCGUCUACAAGCUGCCCGCAGGACCACUGUAGCAAUGGUGGGUCGUGUGAUGUAUCGGGACUGUUCCCUGUUUUCACCUUCACCUGCAGGUGUGCAACCUCGUUCACCGGUGAGCAUUGCGAAUCAGUCCUGGCUCCUGCUACCGAUUCACCGAUGCCAUCCACGGUUGAACCACUCACCGAGUCUGCUACCCAAGACGUCUCUACAGUUUUAGUUCUCGUCCUCGUCUUCGCUGGCCUGCUGUUACUCGUCUUCAUCUUGGCCAUACUAGUCUGCCUCCACACCUUGAUGAGACAUCGCUAUCGUGCUGGUUACGUCUCCAGAUAUGAGCAACCUUCCGACCCCUACUGGACUUGGAGGAAUGAUCCAAUUCCUGUGUUCUCCACCAAUGUGGUACCUGACUACGAGCAGUCUGGCUACUACGGUGACUUUAACAAGACUCUCUUCAUGGGAAGAGACGAGGACCGGAGAAUGCGCCGACUGCAUCAGGUCAUGAGUCACUCACCUUACUUGCAGCAGGGCCUGAUGGAUUUGCCCAGCAAUCAUGCAGGAUACUACAUGGCCACGGGGCACAACACCUACUACCAAGAGAACUCGAGGGAUUUGGAAGUAGCCGGGCGUGUGGUCCGCAAUCCUAAUCCCUACUAAAUACGGCGUCAACUUGACCAGUGAUGACCACUAUCAAGAGGAUUGAAUCUUGGAGGUGUUUUUUGGUCAAGACAAAGUUUGUAUUAUAACACCUCGCCCACAGAUUCUGUGUCUUGAUUGGCCGAGAGUGAGUCACAUGAUACUUUCAAUUUUUGCUACCUUUCUGUGCAGGGCCAAAAGUACCCUACCCGUAGCAACCAAAGUACUAUACCAUUAGCAACCAAAGUACUAUAUCCACGGCGCGGUAUUUGUGUGCAAAUGCAUGCUGGUGUGCGCGUUGCUUCU